CCAACAUAAAUAAACAAAAAUAUUUAAUACAGUAUCCAAUAUAUUUAUAAUGAAAUUUGUAUGUACAUUUAUCAAAUUGUUACUGUUUUGUUCAUGUGGAACUGUCGGAGGAAUCAGAAGCCUGACGACAUGCGAUCUUUAUAACACAAAAUAACAUCUUCAAUACACUUUUAACAAGUGGUUUUCCUAUAUCAUUGAUUCAUACAAAUAAUAUCAAUAAUAUACCGUGACAGUUAAUUUUAAACAUCUGUACAAGUGUUAAUUUAUCAUCAAGCAUAAUGUAUUUAUAUUUUGAUUUGAUAAAAAAUGCAAGAGUUGGGUGAACAUGAUCAAGAAUUCUUUAAAUCACUUAUUCCUAAAGCACGUCCAUCAAUAAGAAAUAUCAAUUUGCUUCAAACAAAUUUUUUAAAACAUUCUGUAGGUUUGUUGCAAAAAAAAAAGAUGUACAAACCUAAGCAACAUAAUUCAAAUUUUUCUGAUUCUUCUGACGAUGAAAUCGAAUGUACAGAUGAUGAAGAUGAUGACUAUGAACAAAAUGAUAAUAGUAGUAGAUAUAGUAACAAAACUUUAAAUAAUUCAUCACAAAAUGUAUUAUUAGAAUCAUUUAGUAGUGCACAUAAUUAUCCUUCCUUUACACGAGUGCAAGAACAAAGUUUUCGUAAUCGAAGUACAAACCAAUCUGCCAAUGUUACUACCUCUUCUCCAAUUCCAAAACGGCGAAGUCAACCUCAUGUAAAAUCAGAAACACAGUAUUUUAAUAUAUUUUUAUAUAGCAUCAUCGCUCUCAUCAUAAUUAUCAGUAUCAUUUACUUUGUUACUCCUACUAAAAAUAUAAAUCAAGAAAUAGUUAAGAAUACUGAAGUGAAAACUAGAAAAGUACAUUUGAGAGAAGUAGAUCAGAUGCUAGAUAAAUCAAUGCAGAUAAUUAAAGCACAGUUUUACAAUCAGAAACCUAGCAUUUGGAAUGAUAUAUCAGCUGCAAUAUACGAUGUAGUUUUGUAUCCUAAGAAACCUUCGAUUAUUGUUUUAUUUGGAAAAGAAGCAAAUACUUUGAACUGCUUAGCACAAUUGCUUGGUCAGUUGGGUGGUGUUGUUUUAGGUAACAAAGAUUAUUUAACAUUAACACCAAAUGAUUUCGCAAAUGAUGUUGGACAAGUUAUUUAUAAUUUAAAAAUACAGAUUUUGAAAAAGCCAUCAGUAAUUAUACAGGAUAUAUUGAACAUUAAUACGGAGGCAAUAAAAGCAUUUCAUAAUUUUUGUGAUAGAGAAACUCCUUUGGUUGAGAAUGCCAUUUACAUUAUAACAAUGCUUGUAGACGACUACACACUAUCUCAAAAGGAAUUAGAAUUUGUGGAGAAAAGAUUAGUUAGAAAAUUAUCAGGCAAAAUAGAGAAGGAUAUUUUAGAUCCACUGAUAACUAGAAUCACAGAUGGGAUUAUUGUACCAAUAUUACCAGAAUCAAGUACAAGUUUCAAUCAUUCACAUUGUUCUUUUCCUCAGGCACAAAUAAAUAAAUUAGGGGCUGUGAUUUCUUAAUGAAAGUAAAAGUAUGAUAAGUUAUAUAUAUGUGUAUAAUGUUUUUAAUCGGAAGUGUUAUAGUAGGUAGUAAUUUAUAAAUGUAUCAAACAUUAAAUAAACAUUUUUGUGUAUUAAUAUUCAACUUUAUUUUGUUAUGUCAAAUGACAGUACAGAAAAUCAACAUUUUUAGAUAAAGAUUUCCAAUGAUGAUUUGCUGGUUUCUACAAAUUUUCAAAAAAUAUAACAACAAGAUCGAUGCCUCUGGCAUGAUUUCAAUUACGUUCAUAGAUGACGUGUUUAUAUAGCUAUAAAAUAAAAUAUAAUGAGUAAGUUCACUUCGUAUGUGUCGUAUCGCACUUUUAUUUUAACGUGUAAUAUGUCGGUCUACUGUCCACGUAGUUGCGUGUCCUGAAUUGCCAAUUUACAAUGCGUUUAUCUCGUAAUAUCUCACACAUGAAAUCGCAUGCAUCGAAGAGAAUUUAAUAUUGUAAUACUUAUAAAUUUCAAUACAAUUUUGGUUUUAUAAUUAAAUAGUAACAAAUAAAUUAUAAACAAGUACUUUGUAUCAAAAUUUUAUAACUUUUAUAUAAAACAUAUAUUUAUAUAUAUAUAAUUGAGGAAGAUCAGAUUGAUUAAUAGAUUUGUAAAAAUAAAUAUCUGCAUGAUUCUUUUUCGGUAAUAAAACUUUAAGGUGUUUUUAUUUAAAAGAAUAGCGUGCAACAACAUAAAAUGGCAAAAUUACUUCCGAUAUGCUUACAUUCUAUUUGAGUAAGCAAUAUAAAUUGGCAACAAAUACUUGUAAGUACACACCUUGUUAAAGUAUUGUAUUAACAAAGUGGUCACUUACAUGAUUUUUAUAAUACAGUCCUCCUCUGUCGUAAUAAUUCACGUCCGUAACUAAAAGUAGGUAAUAUAUAUAUAUAUAUAUAUAAUUAUAUAUAUAUUUAUAUUUAUAUUUAUAUUUAUAUAUAUAUCUUGCAUAAUGUAGCGUGGUACCGUCAAACCUAAAUAAUAAAUACAUUUUAUACAGUCACAGACCUUUUAUACAGAAUGUCCAAAAUUGAAUGUGCUGUACAAUUGCGAAUACGAUCAAUUUGUUUCGUAUACGCGAAAAAAAGAAAUAAAAUAAAAGAUUUUCAAUUUAUUAAUACAAUUUUGAUUUUGACGAUUUUGAGAUGUAAAAUUUAAAAAGAAAACAAAAAAUUUGCUUGUUAAAAUUUGUAUAAUUAAACAUAACUAUUCUUAUUUCUCAUCAAAUAUUUUAUGUGUAUAAUAUUGUUAACGUAAGUGUAGAAACGUGUAAAAAAAUCUUGUAAUUUAAUAAAUUACGAUAAACAAAAUAUUUAAAAAAUACGCUUGUGCCGAUAUUAAAUAGAAUAUUUAUAUACAGGAUGAUUUAUAUAAGUGUGCCACCUAUAUUACUUAUAAAUUGUUUGUUAUAUGAAAACCUAGUUGUAUAGUUUUAAAGGAGCAGGCACACAAUAAGUAGUUUAUUAUAGUUUUGCUUUUUUAUGGAUAUACGAAAAUUAUAUUUAAUUUUUUAAUUGUACUAGGGAAAAUUUGAUCUUCAUUAGUUUUUAGAUCCGUAGAUACCAAUCUUUCAUUUAGCGUUCAACGCUUUUUCAAUUGCAAGGUCAAAUUGUAGUUAUUACAAUUAAAAAAUUAAAGUGACUUUCAUACUUUGAUUAAAAAA
Messenger RNA from Megachile rotundata (alfalfa leafcutting bee), 3211 nucleotides. It is a transcript of the gene TORIP, whose product is annotated as Torsin interacting protein. Gene Ontology annotation, molecular function: ATPase activator activity. Gene Ontology annotation, biological process: membrane organization. Lineage: Eukaryota; Metazoa; Arthropoda; Insecta; Hymenoptera; Megachilidae. Gene Ontology annotation, cellular component: membrane. The record is from RefSeq and is a predicted model, not a curated record.